Molecule: messenger RNA, 5331 nt
Organism: Aspergillus caelatus
Lineage: Eukaryota; Fungi; Ascomycota; Eurotiomycetes; Eurotiales; Aspergillaceae
Exons: 5
Coding region: 1-5331 (1776 amino acids)
Biological process (GO): long-chain fatty acid biosynthetic process
Cellular component (GO): fatty acid synthase complex
Molecular function (GO): 3-oxoacyl-[acyl-carrier-protein] reductase (NADPH) activity; magnesium ion binding; 3-oxoacyl-[acyl-carrier-protein] synthase activity
Source: RefSeq, a predicted model, not a curated record
AUGGUUCAACGCAAGGAGCCACCGUCGGAGCAGCUUAGAGCCUACACAUUACUCAUUGAACUCUUGUCGUACCAAUUUGCCUUUCCAGUUCGAUGGAUUGAGACACAAAAUGAUCUAAUUCAACGAGAUAAUACUAUCCAGCGCUUCAUUGAAGUGGGACCUUCCAAUGUCCUGGCGAAUAUGGCGAAGAAGACAGCCAAGGGCCAAUAUGGGGAACAGGAUCUGGUGCGCUGCAUAGACCGGCAGUACCUAUCGCACGCCGACGACGCACAGCAUAUCUACUACCAUUACGAUGAGGAGCCACCAGUGGAGGGCGCUAUUGAUGAACCGGCUCAACCGGCUACCUCUUCCACCCCUGCUGCUGCUCCGGUACCAGUGGCCGCGCCUCCAGCGGUAGUCCAAGCGGCACCCCAGGCGGCUGCCCAGCAAGCUGUCUCCGUACCCGAUGUCGAUUUGAGUGCAAUCGACGUUGUUAUUUCCAUAGUAGCUCAGAAGAUCCGCAAAGCAUUUGAUGAGGUGCCUGCAGCGAAGUCUAUCCGUGAUCUAUCUGCUGGCAAAUCCACGUUACAGAAUGAACUCAUCGGACAGCUGGAUGCAGAGUUUCGCGGUCUACCGGAGGGAAGUGAAGAUCUUGCGCUAGAAGCACUAGCUUCCCACUUCACAAACUUCUCCGGACAACCUGGAAAGGUGAUGGGCGGACAUAUUGAUCGCCUCGUAGCUGCCCGCAUGCCUGCUGGCUUCAACCAAGCCAAAAUCAGAGAAUACCUCUCUUCACACUGGGGGCUAGGCCCCAACCGACAGACCACCGUCCUAUGCUAUGCCGUAACUAUGGAACCAGCUGCUCGCCUUGCAGACGCUGCUCAGGCAACGCAGUUCCUAGACUCCGUGGUGAGCCGAUACGGCGGAAAGGCAGGCAUCGCCGUACAGAAGAGGGCGGAGGGCGCAACGGCACAGACUUCUGCUGUGGCUCAGGUCGACCUGGCUAGCCUUGAAACUCUCAAGAAGAACCAGAAUGAGUACUUACACAAGCAGUUUCAGCUUCUGGCGAAGCAUUUGGAUUUGGAUGGCGUGGAGCCACCCAGCCAAACCAAGGUGCAAGGAGAGGAUACCGAUAGAUUGGCUGAAUGGGAUGCAGAAUUUGAUGAAGAGUUUCUCACCGGCAUGCGGACAAUCUUCGACCCGCGCAAGGCUCGUCGUUAUGACUCAUGGUGGAACACGGCUAGAGAGGACCUCAUGGCCUUGUUGCAUGAUAUCCGUCCUGUCGCCGUGGACAAGACCUCACAGCGAUACCAGAGCCUUGUCAACCGGUGGUCACCUGAAUUGGAGCAAAUGCUGGACCAUACUGCCCAGGAUGACACGACAAAGGAGAAGGCCCAGAAGCUGAUUGAUGAUGUUCGUGCUUCGGGCGUAGCCAACGGACCCGUCUUCCGUUAUACUCAGCCUGCUAUGGCACCCGAGACGAAAGUCGAUGCAAACGGGCGGAUCCAGUACUCUGAGGUGCCUCGCCAUCAGCUCAACGGCGAAAGCAAGGUUCUGAACUACGCGCAGGUAGUUGCUGGCCCACACCGCAACGUGCCCUAUGCGCAUCUCCGCAGUCGAGCCGGUGUGGAUUGGAAGUAUGAUGCCCAGCUCACAGAUAUGUUUCUGAAUAUCCUAUCCGCUGGAGCAUCUACCGGACUGUCAUUUGCGGGUCGAAGAGUCUUGGUGACCGGUGCUGGAGUUGGUUCGAUCGGAGCAGACAUCGUGGCCGGGCUGCUGGCUGGUGGAGCGCGCGUCAUCGUCACCACCAGUCGACAGCCGUCAGAUGUUGCUGCAUCCUUCCGCCAGCUGUAUGCUAAGGUCGGUGCACCUGGGUCAGAAUUGAUUGUGCUGCCAUUCAACCAAGCCAGCAAGCGUGACUGCGACGAUUUAAUCAACCACAUCUACGAUGAGCAGUCUGGAUACGGGUGGGACCUCGAUUUUAUCAUCCCCUUUGCGGCCAUCUCCGAGAUUGGGCGGCAGAUUGAUAAGAUUGACUCUAAGUCAGAAUUGGCGCACCGUGCUAUGUUGGUUAAUCUGCUCCGCUUGUUGGGAUGCAUCAAACAGCAAAAGGAGAAACGGGGUUUCGAUUGUCGUCCUACAGGUGUUGUGUUGCCCUUGUCUCCUAACCAUGGUAACUUCGGUGGAGACGGCUUAUAUUCUGAGUCCAAACUGGGACUCGAGACCCUGUUCAAUCGUUUCCAUUCAGAGGGCUGGUCUGACUUCCUCUGCAUUAUCGGUGCCGUGAUCGGCUGGACCCGCGGCACGGGCCUGAUGAGUGCCAACAAUAUCGUCGCCCAGGGUAUGGAGGAUUCCUUGGACAUACUGACGUUCUCUGCCCCUGAGAUGGCUUUCAAUAUUCUAUCUCUUCUGUCAGGUGACAUACUCGAAGUGGCGGACGACGAGCCGAUCUAUGCGGAUCUGAGUGGAGGUCUUCAAGGGGUCAGCGACCUCAAGGAGAAGAUUUCGGGAAUCCGCAAAAAGAUUGUCUCGCAAAGCCGUAUCCGCCAGGCGUUGGUCGCCGAAAAUCAACACGAGCAAAAGGUUCUUCAAGGGACGAAGCCUGCUGAUGAUAAUGUUCGACCUCCUCUCAAACACCGCUCCAACAUCGAACCAGCUUUUCCACCUCUGUCAGACUAUAGCUCUGUAACGGCUGGACUUCAGUCCUUGCAGGGGAUGGUGGAUCUGUCCCGUACUGUGGUGGUGGUAGGUUAUUCGGAGCUGGGCCCUUGGGGAUCUUCGCGCACACGCUGGGAGAUGGAACAUGACGGUCGCCUGUCACUGGAAGGUUAUACCGAACUGGCAUGGAUGAUGGGCCUCAUUAAGCACUUUGACGGCGACCUCAAAGGGAAGCCAUACGCUGGCUGGGUGGACUCCAAGACAAAAGAACCCGUGGAAGAGGCAGAUAUCGAAGAGAAAUAUGGACAGCAUAUCUUGAGCCACGCUGGAAUUCGUGUAAUAGAACCUGAACUGUCGGAGGGAUAUGAUCCAUCCCAGAAAGAGAUCAUGCACGAAGUGGUCAUUGAUGAGGACCUUCCUCCCUUUGAAGCUCCCCAGGGUGUCGCCCAAGCAUUUAAGCUGCGCCAUGGAGAUAAAGUCACUUUGACGCCGCUUGAAGGUUCCGAAUCUGUCAAAGUCGUGGUUAAGCGUGGAGCUGUUUUCAUGGUACCCAAGGCUAUGGCGUUCAAUCGGUUUGUCGCCGGUCAGCUCCCGUCUGGGUGGGAUCCAACUCGGUACGGAAUUCCCGAGGACAUUGUCGCCCAGGUGGAUCCCAUGACAGUCUAUGUUCUAUGCUGCGUCUCUGAGGCCAUGUAUAGUGCCGGGCUGGAAGAUCCCUUUGAGCUGUACCGCCACAUCCAUGUAUCGGAGUUGGCUAACUGCGUCGGCACUGGAGCCGGUGGCUUGCUGGCUAUGCGUGGCGUGUAUCGGGACAGAUACCUUGAUCGACCGGUGCAAAGUGACAUUCUCCAGGAAUCUUUCCUCAACGCCAUGAAUGCCUGGACAAAUAUGCUCUUGAUGGGUGCUGCUGGUCCUAUCAAGUCUCCCUCAGGUACAUGUGCAACCUCCGUGGAAUCCAUGGAUAUAGCCUGUGAAGCAAUCCAGACACUCAAGGCCAAGGUCGCAAUUGUUGGUGGCUCCGAUGACUUCCAGGAGGAGAUGUCCUAUGAAUUCGGUAACAUGAAGGCCACGGCGAAUGCAGAGGACGAGAUGGAGAAGGGAUAUCUUCCUUCGGAAAUGUCUCGGCCUACAGCAUCUUCACGCAGUGGAUUCGUUGAGUCCGCUGGUUGUGGUAUCCAAGUGGUUAUGAGCGCCGAGCUGGCUCUGCAGAUGGGUCUUCCAAUCUAUGGAAUUGUUGCUUACUCCCAGAUGGCAGGCGACAAAGUCGGCCGGUCUGUGCCUGCGCCUGGUCAAGGUGUACUCACUGCCGCCAGGGAAAGCCUUGAUGCGGCGCAGUCACCCUUACUGAAUCUGCAAUACCGCAAGGCACGACUCGACGAAGCUGUUUCUGAAAUCAAGAGAUGGCGUCACAAAGAAUCCCAGAAGCUCAUCGCGUCCACAACCUCUCAGGAGUUCAAAGAUCUUGAUGCGCACCUACAACACAUCAACAACAUCGCCGCGUCUCGUAUCCGCGAUGCUCAGUGGACAUGGAAUAACAACAUCCGUCAUAUAGAUCCCACCAUUGCUCCCAUGCGCGCCGCACUGGCAACGUGGGGAUUGAGUGUCGACGACAUUCAAGUGGCGUCCUUCCACGGCACGUCAACCAAGGCAAAUGACAAGAAUGAAAGCAACGUUAUCAACCAGCAAAUGACCCACCUGUCACGCACGGUUGGCAAUCCACUUCUAGUCAUAUGCCAGAAGUCACUGACCGGUCAUCCGAAGGGUGCCGCAGGCGCCUGGAUGUUCAAUGGCUGUCUCCAGGCUCUCCAAACCGGUAUCGUACCCGGAAACAGGAAUGCAGAUAAUGUCGACGUGGCGCUCCAGCAGUUCAAGCAUCUGGUUUAUCCAUCACAGACCAUCCAUACAUCUGGCAUCAAGGCUUUCAUGUUGACAUCGUUCGGCUUUGGACAAAAGGGAGGCCUCGUGGUAGGCGUUGCCCCUCGCUAUCUCUUCUCCACUAUCCCGGCCAAUCGAUUCGAAGAUUAUCGCGAGCGGGUGCUUCAACGCCAGCAGAAGAUUAUCCCCGUGUUCCAAAAGCGCAUGUCAGAGGGCCGUCUCUUCCAGAUCAAAGAUCAGUCAGCCUGGACGAGCGACCAAGAAAAGGACGUCUUUCUUGAUCCCCAGGCCCGUGUGUCCCAGAAGCCUACUGGUGAAUACAAUUUUCCGACGACGGUUGGCUCAGGUGCAUUGCCCCAACCUGCAAGGAUCGUUUCCGACGACAAACAGCUCUUCGCCAGGUCUUCCGAUCAAUGGCUACGCGACAGUAUAAGCAAGGAGCAGGGCAAUGUGUCUGUUGGUGUAGAUAUUGAGUCUAUCUCGAGCGUCAAUGUGGAGGAUGAGAUAUUCCUGGAACGCAAUUUCACGCCAGGUGAGCUCAAGUACUGCGAGGGCAGCCCAGAUAAACAAGCGAGCCUUUCAGGGCGCUGGGCGGCCAAGGAAGCGAUUUUCAAGAGCCUCCAGAUACCAUCGGAAGGCCCUGGCGCUGCGAUGCGAGAUAUUGAGAUUAUCAGCAACGGUGCACAGCCUCCAACCGUUCUGCUUCACAACCGGGCCAAAUCCGCUGCCGAUGCACAGAAGGUAGAGGAGGUCCAGGUUAGUAUCACGCACUCCCCAGAGAGUGCCAUGGCUAUUGCUUUAGCGCGACGUCGGUUAUAG